This is a messenger RNA of Tarenaya hassleriana, 1215 nucleotides long. Its product is annotated as protein MIZU-KUSSEI 1-like. Lineage: Eukaryota; Viridiplantae; Streptophyta; Magnoliopsida; Brassicales; Cleomaceae. Gene Ontology annotation, biological process: hydrotropism. The transcript has a single exon. The record is from RefSeq and is a predicted model, not a curated record. The coding region runs from base 154 to 954 and encodes 266 amino acids.
CUCUCUCUCUCUCUCUCUCUCUCUCUUUCUGACUACAACAACAACACCAACACACACCCACAAAAGAGUAUAAUCCUCAAAGAGACCAAACCCAGAAAAAUUCACCCAUCUCUCUCUCUCUCUCUCUCUCUCUCUCUCUCUGGAGCUCUGUCAAUGGCGAGAGGAACAUCGCAGGAGUUCUCCUCCAAGAGACACCAUAGCUUCCACUGGACUCGAAAAGUUGGCUCAGACGAAAACGACGACGUUUCCUCCCCACCCGACCACCACCGCCCUAAACCCGCUCCCAAACACACCUCCUCCUCCUCCGCCGUAACUCCCAAGAGGAAACUCCAAUCCGUCGCCGUUUCUCGUCUCCGCUCCGUCAUCGCCUCCCUCUCCCGGACCCGACCCGGAUCCCAAUCCGGGCUUGGUUCCCGGGUCGUGGGCACCCUCUUCGGAUCCCGACGCGGGCACGUCCACUUCGCCAUCCAGAAGGACUCGACCUCUCCUCCGGCGUUCCUCGUCGAGCUCGCCACUCCGAUCAGCGGGCUGGUGAAGGAAAUGGCCUCGGGGCUCGUCAGAAUCGCACUGGAGUGCAGCAAGCCGAACGAAGUAGACGCCGGAGGAGGAGCUGAAAAGACGAGAUUGCCCUCGCGGCGGCUCGUGGAGGAGCCGCUGUGGAGAACGUACUGCAACGGGAAGAAGAGCGGGUUCGCCACGAGGAGGGAAUGCGGCGAGAAGGAGACGAAGGUCUUGAAGGCCCUCGAGAUGAUCUCCAUGGGCGCCGGAGUACUUCCGGAGCCGGGGGAUUCCGCCGGCGGAGGAGGGGAAGUGGGUUCCGGCGCCGGCGAUGUGAUGUACAUGAGGGCAAAGUUCGAGAGAAUCGUGGGUUCGAGAGAUUCCGAAGCUUUCUACAUGAUGAAUCCUGACAGCAAUGGAGCACCUGAGCUCAGUAUCUAUCUACUCAGAAUCUGACGACGAAGACGACGAACAAAGCCUCUGAGCGAGGUAGAAGGUUCCGGGUUUUAAUUAGUCAACAGUUUCGGGGAUUUGUAGGGGCAAUUAUGUCUAAAUGCCUUAAUGCAGAAAAUGGAAGCCUCCAAAAUCCUAUCUUUUUAUACACGUGGAUUUGUAUUCGGUUAAACCAUAAUUAUCGAAAUGAUUGUAUUGGAUCGAACCAAAAUGUUAGAGAUUUCAAGAGAUAUAGAAAAAAGAUGGGUUAGGAGGUUUAAUUAA